ACAAAAAAAAGUUUCUCGUGAAAGACAUUUUAGUAUCACUGGAUCUCAGGUCUCCAUCCGAUGGGCAGAUGAGUUUUGAUAACAUUUCUCUCACUCUGGUUUUGCUGUAAACUGGGGGGCGCGGGGACGCUCUGAAGGGGGACGGAGCGCGCAGCCCGGGGAUCAAGUUUCAGUCCCAGUCCCAGACUUUUCAAGGCAACAUUUUUUUCCUCCAUCACAAAAGUGGGGGAUGGUGAACGCUAUUUGGUUUCUUCAACAUUUUAGAGUAAGAAAAAAACGGAGCCGAGCUAAACUUUGCGCUGAAGCUUAAAAAUAUUAUUUUGUUUAUUACUUUUACGCACCGCAUUUGUAUGAUGACGAGAUUUUCAGUAGUAUGUGAGCGAGAAAAGAGGCAUAAAAAACUUUGGAAUCGGACGAAAAGACAUUUCUUUUAACGGGGGAAAUGUCGAAUCAGGAAUCUAGCAAAUAUUCACACUUUGGCUUUGUUUUAAACCUUUAAGCGCAUUGCACGCGAGUGCUGGACGAGAGUUUAAUUGGAAACAUUUGAUGAAACAGGGAUACAUUGUUGCGUCUCCCAAGAUGUCCUCCAGGCGCCUCUGCUCCAUUGUUGGAAGCUUUUGGAUGCUUUGGAUCUGGGCAGCCAUCUCUAUGGUCGCUCGGGCGGUCAUCUUGCACCCAAAUGAAACGGGAUCCAACGACUUUUGUAAGAAAUCGACAACUUGCGAAGUUCUAAAAUACAAUACGUGCCUGGGUUCACCUUUGCCGUACACACACACUUCUCUAAUUCUGGCUGAAGACUCAGAAACUCAGGAGGAAGCCUUUGAGAAACUGGCCAUGUGGUCUGGGUUGAGAAAUGCUCCUCGCUGUUGGGCCGUCAUUCAGCCAUUGCUGUGUGCCGUUUACAUGCCAAAGUGUGAGAAUGGAAAGGUCGAACUGCCCAGCCAACACCUGUGCCAAGCUACACGCAAACCUUGCAGUAUUGUGGAGCGGGAGAGGGGCUGGCCCAACUUCCUCAAGUGUGAAAACAAGGAGCAGUUCCCUAAGGGUUGCCAGAAUGAGGUCCAGAAAAUCAAAUUCAACACAUCAGGACAGUGUGAGGCUCCCCUUGUCAAAACUGACAUUCAGGCAAGUUGGUACAAGGAUGUGGAAGGCUGCGGGAUCCAAUGCAACAAUCCUCUGUUCACGGAAAACGAGCACUCGGACAUGCAUAGCUACAUUGCCAUCUUCGGCUCACUCACUCUCCUAUGUACCUUCUUCACACUGGCUACAUUUCUCGCUGACUGGAAGAAUUCCAACCGUUACCCCGCUGUGAUCCUCUUCUAUGUCAACGCGUGUUUCUUUAUCGGAAGUAUUGGAUGGCUCGCUCAGUUCAUGGAUGGAGCCCGCAAGGAGAUUGUGUGCAAAAGCGACGACACUAUGCGGCUUGGAGAGCCAACGUCCACCGAGACGCUGUCAUGUGUGAUUAUCUUUGUCAUUGUGUAUUACUCUCUUAUGUCUGGUGUUAUUUGGUUCGUUAUGCUGACUUAUGCCUGGCACACAUCAUUCAAAGCCCUGGGCACCACCCAUCAGCCUCUUUAUGGGAAAACGUCCUAUUUCCACCUGGUCACAUGGUCUAUUCCUUUCAUACUGACAGUUGCUAUUCUGGCCAUUGCAGAGGUGGAUGGAGAUUCAGUUAGCGGCAUUUGCUUUGUCGGGUAUAAGAACUAUAAAUACCGGGCAGGGUUUGUUCUGGCUCCUAUCGGUGUGGACCUUGUCGUUGGCGGUUAUUUCCUGAUACGAGGGGUUAUGACAUUGUUUUCCAUUAAGAGUAACCAUCCGGGGCUACUCAGUGAAAAAGCUGCUAGCAAAAUCAAUGAAACCAUGCUGAGGCUUGGUAUAUUUGGAUUCUUGGCCUUUGGUUUCGUUUUUAUCACUUUCGGCUGCCAUUUCUAUGACUUUUUCAACCAAGCGGAGUGGGAAAAAAGCUUCAGAGAAUAUGUACUAUGUGAGGCUAAUGUCACCAUAGCUCACCAAACAAACAAGCCAAUCCCAGAGUGUGCCAUCAAGAACAGGCCAAGUCUUCUGGUAGAGAAGAUCAACCUCUUCUCAAUGUUCGGCACAGGCAUUGCAAUGAGCACAUGGGUUUGGACGAAGGCCACAAUCCUUAUCUGGAAACGUACCUGGUUCAGAAUCAUUGGACGAAGUGAUGAUGAGCCGAAACGCAUUAAGAAGAGUAAAAUGAUUGCAAAGGCGUUCUCAAAGCGAAAAGAACUGCAGAAGGAUCCAGAGAAAGAGCUGUCCUUCAGCAUGCACACCGUUUCUCAUGAGGGACCUGUGGCGGGUAUCAACUUUGACCUGAAUGAACCAUCAAUGGAAAUGUCUUCUGCAUGGGCCCAACAUGUGACCAAGAUGGUGGCUAGAAGAGGGGCAAUUUUACCGCAGGAUAUCUCAGUGACACCCACCGGAACGCCUGUUCCACCUCCAGAAGGAAGGAACAAACUUUGGAUGGUUGAAGCAGAAAUUUCCCCUGAAAUGAUGAAAAGAAAGAAGAAGAAGAAAAAAGGAAGAAGAAAGGAAAUACGGCCAAUGGGACCUGCAGCGGACGAAGGGAAUCCCGCCUACCACCGGAGAGAGUUUGGCUCCAGUGCAGUGCCUCGCCUUCCAAAACUUCCCGGUCAUCGGAGUCUGGUGGCAAACCUGUGGGAGCAGCAGCGACAGCAGCAGGAGGAACAGGAUAUGCUACCUGGAGCCUUCCCAGAAUUCAGGCCUUCAUGUCCUCUUCCUUACCAGGAGAGGUAUGGUGGGUUGGGAUACUUACACAGUAAACCCUCCCUUGCCAAUCCCCUGACUUUAAGAGAUAGUGUGCAAGAUUGCUUCCAGCAAUCAUCAUGGCGACCUAAUGGAGUUUUCCGGCACCUUGGACAGGAGGCUUCUAUGAUGGAUGCUGGCAGGACUGCCAUUGUGCCACAGGCAGAUUGCAGGAGGGGUGUACCAAUACACUCCAGAACCAAUUUAAUGGAGGCAGAGCUAUUGGAUGCAGACUCGGAUUUUUAAGUCUUGGAGUUGCUGGUGCUCAUAUUGUGGAUAAAAGCGAAAGGUGCUGGAUACUCAUGCCAAACAGUGAACCUCGGGCAGGAGUGAACUGCUCUGUCAGCUCCGCUUUUCUAAAGGAUAAUGCUUUUUUAUGCAACCCUAAUGACAUUAUGAAUUUGAACUGGAUUUAUGAAACAUAAUUAAAAAGAUAUUUGUGUCUUCAGUGUGGAGUUCAUAACAUCCUUUUUUGUGGUUCUUGCACUUUUAUGGUUGCAAUUCAUAUUGAUUAGUUUGCCAAGUGGGGUAAUAUGUUUGAAAACAGGUUAGUGUGUCAUGGGGCUUUAUUCAAGAAUACAUCAUAAUUCAGGUCUUGGCUUCAAGGGGAAGUGUGUAACUCUGGAGUCACCAGGCAGAAUCACACAACAAAAGAAGACGACUAUUUUCAAAUAGGUUUCCCUGUCUGUCAUUGGUCACUUUAAACAGAUAUCUCACCUAGAAUACACGACAUUGGUCAAGCCCAUGUUGCUGUUUCAGCAUGUUCAAAAAUAGGCAAUUUUUAGAUCCCUUGACCUGUUGGUGAUGCCGUAAGCAAAUUUGGCAUUUGCCCUCAGAUCUUUGUGCUGAUGAGGUGUACCAAGUGUAAAUUUCCGAUAGAUCGAAAGUAUUGCCAAGAUACAGAUUCUCAUUUAAUUUUGGGUCAAAAUUGUUGAAUUUGCUUCUGCGUAACUUUUGAGCGGUCCAGCGAUUAUCUGAUCCAAUUUUGGUAAAAAUGAUCAAACUAUUCCUUGUCAGCCAUUAGUCAGUCAAAAUACUCCAUUGGUUGAGCCAAUGUUGCUGUGUUGGCAUGUUCAAACAAACAUACAGCGUUUACACUUUUUGGGGAAAUUGGUGUAUUUAAUAAUGGUCCCCACAUAUUACACUGAGUAUUUUCUUAAAACCAACCAACACAUUGCUCUGAAAAAAAAGUCUGUAUGGUAUGGUAUCUGUUUGAAAAUCCUACAAUUACAUUAUAGGCUAAAUUUUUUAUAGACAUAAAGAAAAGUAACUGAUAAAAGUGCUAUUUCUUCAGAAAAAGAGAAUCUAUUCAUAGCUAUUAUUGUUACUUUUAUAAAAUUGUUACUUUUAUUUUGAAAAAAAAAAAAAAAUUGCCUGGUGCAAUUACAAACAAGUCCACCUCUCACUCAAAGAGUAAGAGAAAAUAAAGGGCAUUUCUUUUUUCUUUUGUUCAUUUAAAAAAUGUUUUAAAAUUGUAGCUCAAAAUGCCAAUGGUUAUGUAAGAUCCUGUUUCCAUUGACAAAUAUUUCUGUACAGUGCUAUUACAAAAAAAAUAUUUUUGUAUUUUCCAUUGUUUUUUCUUCCACCAGUUUUAUUUUAUAUUAUUUCAAACUGUACAUACUUUAGAUCACAUUUUUGCUUCCUACAUCCGUUGGAGUGAUUUUGCUUAAUACACAUGCAGAAUUUUGUUUGAGUUGUAAAGCUUAUUGACGCUUUUUUUAUAUUCUUGUUUUGCCUAGAUUGUUAUCAGUGGAAAUAUUAACAACAACAAAAAAA
Pimephales promelas (fathead minnow) is the source of this 4563-nucleotide messenger RNA. It is a transcript of the gene smo, whose product is annotated as smoothened, frizzled class receptor. The record is from RefSeq and is a predicted model, not a curated record. Lineage: Eukaryota; Metazoa; Chordata; Actinopteri; Cypriniformes; Leuciscidae. Gene Ontology annotation, cellular component: dendrite; cilium; plasma membrane. Gene Ontology annotation, biological process: smoothened signaling pathway; commissural neuron axon guidance; pattern specification process. Gene Ontology annotation, molecular function: transmembrane signaling receptor activity; patched binding.